Molecule: messenger RNA, 3962 nt
Organism: Aspergillus alliaceus
Lineage: Eukaryota; Fungi; Ascomycota; Eurotiomycetes; Eurotiales; Aspergillaceae
Product: DEAD/DEAH box helicase
Exons: 1
Coding region: 87-3461 (1124 amino acids)
Cellular component (GO): nucleus
Molecular function (GO): chromatin binding; ATP binding; ATP-dependent chromatin remodeler activity
Source: RefSeq, a predicted model, not a curated record
UCCCGGUCGUCUGAGCGAAGCUCCUCUUUCUGCCGCGGUGACCGGGCGUGAACUCAUAUAACCCAUCUGACAAAGUCUUACUGACAAUGGACGACUCAGUGCCUGAUACCCCCGUCAGUGACAAAAAGGUCAUUCACAAUACUCCCCCCGGGAAAGAAGAGGAAGGAUAUGAGACCGUCGCCACUGUUCCGCUGCCGAACUUUCAGCCACCUGCAACCCUGUCGCUGACCCCGGCGACCCAGCGUCUAACACAGCCGACUCAGAUCUUAGAACAGCCGUAUUCUGUGAAAGGCAAUUCGGUCAUACAAGUCGCUGCGUCUUCCCCUCCCGGCCCGACAUCGUCUCCUUCUCGCCCUGCCUUCCUCGGCGGUCGUCUUGCUAGCGCAAUGGCCCCCAGCGGUACCCAGUUCCGCCCCCCAGCGGUAGGCCCUGCGAAGCGUGCGCCGGUGAUCGAUCUUGAAGAUGAUGGUCCAACAUACCGUGGAGGAUCGUCUGACGAGGACGUUACCAUGAUAAGCAGCACGGAUAUUCAGCCGUCCUUGUUUGCCAAAUCUGCGCGGAGCCCAGACAAAGUCCUGGACUCUCCGGUAAGCGCAAACAGUUCUUUCGACCGAUUUAGAGCGAUCACCGCAUCUGCUAUCUACAACCCUUCGAGUGCAAAACGCCCUGCAGCACAAAUGGAUCCUGUGCCGAAAGGGACUGCGGUCAAGAAACUUCGGCAGGAUGGCCCCUCCCGCGCGCAGCCUGUAGAGCUGAAUAUCUCGUCUUUACAGGAUAUCGACGACUACCAACUUAGGAUCAAGGUGGAGAGGAUGCGAAGAGUGAUGCCGCAGAGAUCCAUUAAAGCUUGCAUGCAAGCGCUCCUAAUGAAUCGCGGAAAUUACGAUGAUGCUUUAGAUCAUUUGGCCAAUACCGAAGAAUACGACCCAAAUGGAAGAGUCGACCUUUCGGACGAUGAGUUGGCUUUGAACAAAAGAACCUCUCCCGUUGCGCCGGCAAAACAGCAGAUCAAAGCUCGAGGAAAAAUUCAGGAUAAAUGGGCUGCGAUGCGCCCGGAAAACCGAAUCGUUCCGAAGGCACAUGCGCAACUGCCUGACGAAGAUUCCAAACCAAGAAGACGUUUAAUCAGAGGGCCAAAGUCUCGUGUGUCCUCUCCGAGCCCAGAUCGCUCCGAGACUCCUCCGAAAAAGAAGCCCAGCCGAUUGAUCCAUGGGCGUAAACAACCGUCACCCGAACCUUCAGAACCCGAGGCAUCCAUGUCCGAUGACUCCGACUCCGGUGUAGAAGCUGUUCCAGAAGGUGAUGGCGCAUUGGAAACAAAGCUUCUCAGGUUCUUCAAUACUUGCGAUGUCCUUGAUCUUGCAGACAUUGCCGCAACCACCGAAGAUGUUGCGAGGAUUAUAAUCUCUAAUCGGCCUUUCGCAUCAUUGGAUGAAGUGCGCGCUGUCACUGCUCCUACGACAGAACAAACUGCGAAGCCAAAGGGUAGCCGGGGUCGUAAAACCCCCAAGCCAAUUGGCGAUAAAAUCGUGGAUAAAUCCAUGGAUAUGUGGGUUGGAUACGAAGCCGUUGAUUCGUUGGUCGCGAAAUGCGAGGCACUCGGAAAGCCAAUUGCAUCGGAAAUGAAGAAAUGGGGUGUCGACAUCUUUGGCAAGCGUGAUGGGGAAUUGGAGCUAACUUCGAUUGACCCUGGAGCAUCGCACGAUUCUGGCAUUGGAACUCCUUCCAGCCAACGUUCAGAGGAUGAUAGCGAUGGCCCUGCAAUUGGUGCCCGCAAAAAUCGAUUCAUAUCUCAGCCUGGUAUCAUGCGCGAAGACUUAAAGAUGAAAGACUACCAAAUUGUCGGAAUCAACUGGCUGUCAUUGCUCUUCGAAAAAGAGUUGAGCUGUAUUCUGGCGGACGACAUGGGUCUUGGGAAGACUUGUCAAGUCAUCGCUUUUUUGGCUCAUUUGUUUGAGAAAGGUAUCAAGGGACCACACCUUAUCGUCGUGCCUUCAUCUACGAUCGAGAACUGGCUCAGAGAGUUCCAAAAAUUCUGUCCAACACUUUCCGUCAUGCCGUACUACGCUGGUCAAGCUGAACGAGCAGUGAUUCGAGAAACUAUUGAGGACAACAGGGACAGCAUCAAUGUUAUUGUUACCACAUAUACGAUUGCGAAAGCCAAGGUGGACGCACACUUCCUGCGCAACAUGGACUUCACUGUUUGUGUCUACGACGAAGGUCAUAUGCUCAAGAGUUCUACGUCUGUUCUUUACGAGAAAUUGAUCAGAAUCCCCGCUCGUUUUAGGCUUCUUCUGACCGGCACACCACUACAAAAUAAUCUGCAAGAGCUCGCCUCUCUACUGGGCUUUAUCCUUCCAAAGGUUUUCCAGGAGCGCAAGGAGGAACUUCAGAAUAUUUUCUCAAACAAGGCAAAGACCGUCGACGAAUCUCAUUCCGCGUUACUUUCUGCGCAGCGCAUCGAAAGAGCGAAAUCAAUGCUUAAACCUUUUGUAUUACGACGAAAGAAACACCAGGUCAUUGAUUUACCCGCCAAGAUCUCUAAAGUUGAGUAUUGCGAAUUGAAUGAGUCCCAGAGGGGUAUUUACGAACACGAGCAAGAAGAGGUUCGUAAGCUCUUAGCCGACCGAGCAGCUGGAAAGAAGACAGGCAAUAAGUCUGCCAAUAUCCUGAUGAAACUACGUCAAGCAGCGAUCCAUCCAUUGUUAUACAGACGCCACUACAAUGACACUACUUUGAGCCGUAUGGCCAAGGCUUGCCUCAAAGAGGAGCAAUGGUCUCUGUCAAAUCCGGACAUCAUCUUCGAAGAGCUGCAAGCAUAUAAUGACUUCGAAUGCCACACUAUGUGUGUGAACAAUCCCAAAUCACUUGGGAAAUUUGCAUUGAAGAACAAUGAAUGGAUGGACUCGGGCAAGGUUGAUAAACUUUGUGACCUGCUGAAGCGAUUCAAGGAGAACGGUGACCGCACCCUGAUCUUCUCCCAGUUCACUAUGGUAAUGGAUAUCCUUGAACAUGUACUUGAAAACCAGCACAUUGGUUUCGUUAGACUUGACGGGCGAACGAACGUCGAGGAUCGCCAGUCCAUUCUCGAUGCUUUCUAUGAAAGAACAGAGAUUCCGGUAUUCCUCCUGUCCACAAAGGCUGGAGGCGCUGGUAUCAACUUGGCUUGUGCCAACAAAGUUGUCAUCUUCGACUCCAGCUUCAACCCCCAAGAAGACGUGCAAGCUGAGAAUCGCGCCCAUCGUGUGGGUCAAACGCGUGAUGUGGAAGUCAUCAGACUUGUUACCAAGGACACCAUUGAAGAGCAGAUCUACGCACUGGGACAGACGAAGCUAGCCCUCGACCAAGCUGUAGCAGGAGAAGAUGCGGCCGAAUCAAAGAAGAGCGAAGAAGCGGGCAUGAAAGCGGUAGAAGACAUGCUCAUAGCCGGUUCAAGUGAAGAGAAAAAGAAUUCCUCAUGACACCAAGUAUUUAAAGGUCUAUAGACUUGAACAUCAAUCUUUUUACAAAAACCUCAAACGUAUCCGAGCACGCUUUGACUCGCACAACAACCCUUUCCAGAGACUCAGGGCAGGGUCCGCACUUUUUACACUUUGUUUUUUCUUUUGAUUCCAUAUUUCUGAGGUCGAUUGUACUUUUCCUCACUGAAUUUAUGAUUGCAUCGCCGUUUGUAUUAGCGAUAUUGUCUAACACGUUGUCAAGAGAUACAUCAUUCCGCUUUUUAAGCGAAUAUGACCAUGAUAACUUGUGCUUAGCGCGGUUCGCACUUAAUAUCUUGGUUGCACCUUAUCUUGCUUGGACAUUUUCAUCGUGUCAUCAUUGAGUUAGCAACUUCUUGAGGGCUGCGUUGUCUAUUUUUCCUUUUUUUUUCUUGUUACCAUCAUCGAUACUUUUUGCUUAUAGACACGGAGUAGGAACUGGUUAUUAGAGAUUAGCAUAUCAUGAGAACUAAUAGAUCAAAG